CCGGCUGAGAUGGUGGAGGAGACGAUGGCGGUCCACAAGCUCUUCCUCCAGCUCCUGCUGCUCAGCGCUCUACUCAUCUACUACUCAGACAGCGCGAGAGGAAGCGCGCUCCACAAACUGCUGAAGAAACGGGACGUGGGGGGGGAGGCGAGGCCCGAAGCGCUGGCGGUGGCCCCCUCCAAGGCCAAGCAGUUCCUGGCGCCCCCGGGAAGGCGGCUGAGGAGGAACCUGUGGGACCGCAGCCGACCAGAUGUCCAGCAGUGGAUCAUGCAGUUCAUGCACAUGGGCUACGAUGAAGCUAGGCUGGAGACGGACCUUUCCUACUGGAUGGACCAAUCACGGUCAAGCGACCAGGGACGCCAGCAUCAUUACGACGAGAACGCAGCCAUUGGUCCCCAGGACAGGGGCACUUACAGACACGGCGCCAAUGUCAAUUAUGACUACUAUUAAUCCCCCUUCUAAGGACUGUGUGAUUCCCGAGUCUUCCUGUGUGUCCUGUCAAUACCCGCAUAUUUCCUGCAGCAUGCAACCCCCUGCUUCUGGUCCUCUGUGAAAGAACAAGGACCCAUCUGCUUCAAAAUCUCCUUUUGGCUCUAUAACUGUUUUGCGUGCUG
Messenger RNA from Hypomesus transpacificus, 614 nucleotides. It is a transcript of the gene ecrg4b, whose product is annotated as ECRG4 augurin precursor b. The transcript has 4 exons. Lineage: Eukaryota; Metazoa; Chordata; Actinopteri; Osmeriformes; Osmeridae. Bases 10 to 450 code for a protein of 146 amino acids. The record is from RefSeq and is a predicted model, not a curated record. Gene Ontology annotation, biological process: cellular senescence; regulation of cell population proliferation; central nervous system development.